UUUAAUAUCAAAUGUACUAUCAAUCGGGCCUAGCCCUGUGGUUACCUGUAAAAAAAAUUGCCAUCAGUCAACAUGGAGCCUGAAAACUUCACGCAAUAUUUUUCAACGGAAGCCAUGUUGCCAGUACUAUACCUGACCUCUGAACUCGCCAGUGUGCCAGCCCUCCGCCAUAUUGACUGUUGUCUUGCCUAGAGAAGAUAGGGAACAUUUGUGGUGCUAGAAGAAUCGAAAGUGUGUCUUAUUGAACCUGUUAACUGGUGCAAACUGGGCCAAAGGGUACUAAGGAGACUUUCGCGAUGGCAAGGAAGAAAAGCAAACAGCAAGGAGUCGGUCAGAAGGAUGCAUUGUCCGGACAGCAGCAGACCUUAUCGAAGAGCCCUGUCUCUCCCGGCGUUGCAGCUGGCGCUGGUGGCGGUGGAGAUGCAGGAGUGGAUAGACUGGCCAGGGCGAAUCAGUCAAUGCAUACUUGCUGCUUGCUGUGCCAUCGAGAGUUCAAGGAUUGGGGGGCAAGUUCUGUGAACGGGCUCCCCGCUCCCAAGUUGGCAGACGCGGUGCCUGCGCUGCCUCAGGCUCUCCUUCGGGAGGUCCCAGGCCGUAAACAAGCGGACUCGGUGCCUUCUCUGCUGGGCGAAGUGCCACUGUGGAUCUGCCAGAGCUGCAAAAAGAGCGUGGAGGAGGACGAGAGGAGGGCAGUGCAGGAGCAGGUUACUCCGGCGUCCUUGUCACACUCCUCCACCUGUAAGUCGCAGACCUGUGGCAACGGUUUCCCCGAGCAGAGUUCGGUGGACUGGGACCCCAGCUCCUUCCUGUCGGCGCACAAGCUCUCGGGCCUGUGGAGUUCCGCCCACAGCAACGGUGGCGGCGUGCCACAGCACUGCACCCACAACGCUGCCUCGCACUCGCAACAAGGUGGAACUGUGGGACCAAGUUGUCACGAGAAGAGAUCAUGUCACGAUGCUCCUGGGAAAGCCCCUAAAGUGACAGGGCCUAAGGUCUGUCCCUACAGUCAUCCAGCAUCCCAGAAUUCCAGUGCAACGUCUCCUGGUUCACCACUGUCUACCUCUGCAGACCUCCACAAGACCACCCCUAAACACUUCAAAACAAUGUGCAGGCGACCAACCCCUCCAGGAGAAGCGUUCCACCCAGCCGACCACCACCAACACUCGGACCUGUCGGUGCCGCCUAACAGUCCCACCGGCCUCUCCUCCCAGCAUUCCUCGCUGCUGCAGCCCAAGCAGACCUCUGGCAGCGGCGGUGGCGGUCAGCACGUUCACGCAGGCUCCGCCAGCUCGGGUCUGGCACCCUCGCACGCCCCCUUCUCCCCCCUAACACCUGGAAGCCUGCACGCCCCACCAUCCAAGCACCCCCCUGCCGGGUCGGAGGGCCCCAACGCCCUGCACAAAGCCGGCACCUGCAAGAACUCCCACAUUCCCACAGUCAACUCGCAGCAUGGCAAGCUGGCCACUCCCAUCAUGGGCUGUAACCACCCGUGCAACGGCCACAACGGAAUCGUGGCCGCCCUUAACGCAGGCCAGGUUGUGACGGCAGGGGCCGCAACGUGCAGGGACCAGGCGUGUAAAGGACACAAGCUGGCAACGGCCAACGGGACACUGUGCCACCCUCCGUGUGAGCUGGAGGAGGGCGACGACGAGGACAGCAGCUCGGAGAGGAGUUCCUGUGCAUCCUCUUCCACCAAUCAGAAGGAUGGCAAAUACUGUGACUGCUGCUACUGCGAGUUCUUUGGACACAACGCGCCUCCUGCAGCACCGACCAGUCGGAACUACGCCGAGAUCCGCGAGAAGCUGCGUACGCGGCUGACCCGACGCAAAGAGGAGGUGCCGCAGAGACAGGACUCGGACCCGGCCGUGCCCAGCGCCGACCACCGGGACGUGGACGAGCUGCUCGACUUCAUCAACAGCUCCGAGCCCAAGCCCGUGAACAGCGCCAAGGCGGCCAAGAGAGCCAGGCACAAACAGAAGAAAAAAGAGAAGGAGAGGGCUCAACAGACUAACAUGGACGAGGCUAUGUCGUGCGACCAGCGCGACUCCCCAACGGAGCCCGGCGAGGACGGCGAGGCCCCGGACGGCGAGGCCAGUCGGCUGCUGGAGUGGCCUCAGCUGGAGCUGGAGCGGGUCAACAGCUUCCUGACCAGCCGUCUGGAGGAGAUCAAGAACACCAUCAAGGACUCCAUCCGGGCGUCCUUCAGCAUGUACGACCUCAACCUGGACGUCAACGACUUCCCCAAGAAGGCGGCCACGCUAGAGGGCAACCACCUGCUGUCGCACCUCAACGGCUCGUCCGACCUGCAGCCCAUUGACCUGGACAUGGCGCCGCUCUCGCUGCGUGACCUCAAGAGGGACCUGGAGCUGGUCAACGGCUGGGAGGACGCCGCCGCUGCUGCUGCUGCCGCCGCCGCCGCCGCGGCUACUACAACCACCACAAACGCCUCCACCGCUGCCAAUGACCCUGCGACCGCCAAGGACAUCCAGCGGCUCAACUCCACCCCGAGCCUGUCCAAGCUCAUCCGUAUCCGAUCCCCCGAGAGGAGUCCGGCGGCGGGCUCCGAAGCCACCGAGCCGGGGCCGGCCCCGCCAGCCAAGCCCAAGGACGAGGCCCCCGACGCCAAGAACACCACUGGCGCCGGAGCCAAGACGAAGAAGGGCAAGAAGCAGCAGCAGCAGAGACAACAGCAGGAGACGCAUUCCCAGCAGGAGCACAACGCAGCCAAACCCGCCAAAGCGGGACAAGAGUUGCAGAAGGGCCCUGAAAGCCGGCCAGUCGUGGCAGCAGACGCUGAGAAACCCUCCAAGGGUGGCUCAAAGCAGGCCUCUCAGGGCCAGGCCACAUCUGAGAGCCAGAGGAAUGGACACAAGAAGACGGAUGACUCCAAAGCACCCAAGCAGCAGCAGCAGCAAAACGGCUCUGUGAGCGGCAUUCCCAACUCCGCCUCCAGCACGGCGAGAGGGAAGAACGACGGGGACGCUCGGGGGAGCAGGUUGGAACAAGACCCCGAAGGCAAAGCCAACGCCAGCACUCUAGCACACUCCCAACAGCAGCAGCAGCAGCAGCAGCCUAAGGGCAAGAAUAAGAAGAGCAAGAACAAGCCAGACAAAUCCAGCAGUGCUAUCGAUGAUGUGUUCCUCCCCAAAGACGUUGAUCCAACAGAAAUGGAUGAGAUUGAUCGUGAAGUUGAGUACUUCAAGAGGUUCUGCCUUGACUCGGCCAAACAGACACGACAGAAGGUGGCUGUUAACUGGUCAAACUUUAGCCUCAAAAAGAUGCCCUCGAACGCAGCACAGUAAUGGAAACUCGCCAAACGGAGAACCGAGUCCUUACUCCCUGACCUUCCAACGUGACUGUACUCAACACAAUACACCUGACCUUACCAGCCCAGACUGAGAUCCAUCAUCAAAACCCACAAACACACACACACACACACACACACACACACACACACAUACACACACAUGGGGUUCACACAGACUGUCAUACUUGGAACUGUCAUUUUUCUUUGCUCCCAACAAAUGGAAUUUUACACACAAAAACAACAUGUCCAUACUCAUCCCUGAACCUGCUAGCGGUUGAUGUUGCGGGAGCCGCUGUCCUGUCAACUACAACAUUGCAAAAAAAAAAAAAAAAACA
Messenger RNA from Alosa sapidissima (American shad), 3642 nucleotides. RefSeq names its product family with sequence similarity 193 member B (gene fam193b). The record is from RefSeq and is a predicted model, not a curated record. Bases 297 to 3302 code for a protein of 1001 amino acids. The transcript is spliced from 10 exons. Gene Ontology annotation, cellular component: nucleus; cytoplasm. Lineage: Eukaryota; Metazoa; Chordata; Actinopteri; Clupeiformes; Clupeidae.